This is a messenger RNA of Argiope bruennichi, 501 nucleotides long. Its product is annotated as endothelial zinc finger protein induced by tumor necrosis factor alpha-like. The coding region runs from base 1 to 318 and encodes 105 amino acids. The transcript has 2 exons. NCBI's taxonomy places the organism in Eukaryota, Metazoa, Arthropoda, Arachnida, Araneae, Araneidae. The record is from RefSeq and is a predicted model, not a curated record.
AUGCAUGCACGCAUUCAUACAAAAGAAAAGCCUUACGUUUGUGAAGUUUGUAGUAAAGCAUUCACUGAUAGAAGCACAUUAGCCAUUCACUUACGUACGCAUACAAAGGACAAACCUUAUGCCUGUGAGAUCUGUGGAUUCAUGCAAAGGAAACACCUUAUGUUUGUGAAAUCUGUGGCAAUAGAUUCAGUGAUAAAGCUAAUUUCUGGAAACACACGUACGCAUACAAAGGAAAAGCCCCAUGUCUGUUACAAAGCAUUCAACAGGAAAGGAAAUUUAAUGAAACAUUUACGUACCCAUCCGCAAGAAGACAUUUAAACAGCGGAGCUUCAGCGAAAUUUUAUUCCAUAGUAAUUAUUUUUAAACAGUUUCUUUCUAAUAUAAAAGGAAAUCUAACAAGAAUGAAGACUUUGGAAAGUCGGAACAUGCAUCUUUUGAUUGAUUUUUAAAUUAUCCAUUGAAAAUGAAAUUUUGAACUUUUUGAAAUCUAAGCUAGAAUAU